Molecule: messenger RNA, 2019 nt
Organism: Linum tenue
Lineage: Eukaryota; Viridiplantae; Streptophyta; Magnoliopsida; Malpighiales; Linaceae
Source: the annotation of a GenBank genome assembly
UUUAGCACUAAGGAGACAGGAUCCCAAGUCUGGUGGAUGAAUUGUGGCCGCAUGAUCAGAGCGUGAUUAACGGUGAUGAUGGUCUUGUUGACCGUCCGAUCUGUAGAGGAUCGUUCUCAGCCGUUCAGAUGGCUUGAGAUGGUCAUGUGGCUUUCUGACAGACUUCAAUAUUUUUUUAUUUAUUUUCCUGCGCUGCGCAUCCACUGCUCGAGGAUGAAGAUCAAUUAGUCAGGAGCUGAAAGAAGAGACCAAUUAGUCACUGAGUGUCCUUUGACGGCGGGCGAGGAUGAAGAUCUUCCACUAUCCUUGCUUGGAAGACAACCACGCCUACAUGAUCAUCGACGAAGCCACGAGAGAAGCUGCAGUUGUGGAUCCCGUGGAGCCUGAGAAGCUCGUGGAGGCUGCCGGUGAGCAUGGGGUUCAGAUCAAGCUUGUUCUCACCACGCAUCAUCACUGGAUGAAGAUCUUCCACUAUCCUUGCUUGGAAGACAACCACGCCUACAUGAUCAUCGACGAAGCCACGAGAGAAGCUGCAGUUGUGGAUCCCGUGGAGCCUGAGAAGCUCGUGGAGGCUGCCGGUGAGCAUGGGGUUCAGAUCAAGCUUGUUCUCACCACGCAUCAUCACUGGAUCAUCGACGAAGCCACGAGAGAAGCUGCAGUUGUGGAUCCCGUGGAGCCUGAGAAGCUCGUGGAGGCUGCCGGUGAGCAUGGGGUUCAGAUCAAGCUUGUUCUCACCACGCAUCAUCACUGGGAUCAUGCAGGGGGGAAUGCAAAGAUGAGGGAGAUGAUCCCUGGGAUCAAAGUCUAUGGAGGUUCACUUGACAAGGUGCAGGCUUGCACUGACAAAGUUGAUCAUGGUGACAAGAUAUCCCUUGGUGCCGAUGUUAAUAUACUGACUCUUCAUACCCCUUGCCACACUAAAGGCCACAUAAGUUACUAUAUCACUGGCAAGGAGGGAGAGGACUCAGCUGUUUUCACAGGGGACACCUUGUUUAUUGCUGGCUGUGGUAAGUUUUUUGAGGGAACAGCUGAGCAGAUGCACGAUUCACUCUGUGUAACAUUGGCUUCAUUGCCAAAGCCUACUCAAGUGUACUGUGGCCAUGAGUACACAGUGAAGAAUCUACAGUUUGCACAAACGGUUGAGCCCGAUAAUGCAAAGAUAAAGCAAAAGUUAUCUUGGGCACAGCAGCAAAGGCAGGCAGGACUUCCUACCAUCCCUUCAACCAUUGAGCAAGAGCUGGAGACGAACCCAUUUGUUCGCGCUGAUCUUCCUGAAAUCCAGUCAAAAGUCGGGUGCAAGUCCCCUGUUGAAGCUCUUGGGAAGAUCAGGCAGAUGAAGGAUAGCUGGAGAGGCUAAAAUUGCGCCGUUCGUUGUGUUGCCUCGAUCCAAUAGGCGAGAAAGGGGUAAAUCAAAACAUACAUAAAGACACCUCCUCUUCUUGUACUUGUAGCAUGUAUUUUCGUGGUUAACGAGACUCCGGUCACGUCGCCUGCAACGAUGUUUUAAGUACAUGUCUGUAUGUUUCAGUGGCAGCUACUCUAUUAAUCCGAAAUAUACAGGAGAUCCCCAGAACAACAAGCUCUCCUUAAUCCUUACCAAAUGUAUCUGUGGUUUUUUCAGCAGGCUAUUCAAGCCAUUUUCCUCCAUUUGCAGCAGGGGGAAUGCGUUGAGUUAAUAAUGUUGUUUUGGACAUUUUUGGGUAGUGAGGCCAAGAUUCGGUAACAUGAAAUAAAUGAUGUGGGAUGCAGAUUGCAGACUGUAUACUAUGUGGGUCAAAGAUGUUUGGAGGAAAGUGGUAUGUCGCUGCUUCUCCACCACUCGGAUGCUCUUGCCUUGCCUGGCCGCCGCUUGGGGGAACCAGAAGUCGUACGCACUGUUCACCAACCCUACCAUGGUUUUGGCAAGAAGCGAGUCGGUGGUUUGGAAUCAUGCCAAUGGAAGAAAAUCGUAGUUUAGUAUCAAUUUGAUUGUUAUAUAUUGCUUAACUAGUUAGGUUAAAUUCAAGAAUAGCAUCAAAG